AUGGGUACAGACUUACAAUCAUACAGGGUGAGGGUUGGUCUUUUUGCCUCAUCUCAAAUGUCAUUUAAAGGUCUAGCAUGUUUCACAACCUUUGAACUUAUUAUUUGGUUGUCAAUGCUUCUUCUGAGAGCUGGUGACAUUCAUCAAAACCCAGGACCCAGUUCAACCACGACAUCUUCCACUGACAACUCUCUUUCGGAUUCUUACAUUUUCGAGGAUUUCCAAAACUCACUGUCAUUUGUCCAUUAUAACGUUCAAAGCUUCUUUCAUAAAAGGGAUAUUCUCCAGGCUGAACUACAACAUUUCGACGUUCUUUCUUUUUCUGAAACUUGGCUAAGUGAUCAAAUUGAUUCUUCUUCUCUCACAUUUGAAAACUUUGCACCACCAUUCCGGAAGGAUCGUAAUGGCGAUAACCAUGGAGGUGUAAUCGUGUACGUCAGAAGUUCAUUUCCCGCAAUUAGGCGCACUGACUUAGAAGUAGACGGCAUUGAGUGCAUUUGGCUAGAGAUUCACAUUAAACACAGAAAAAUUCUAUUUGGUACCUUCUACCGACCACCUAACUCGUCUCCUAUAGUUCUUACUCAAAUAGAAAAUUCUAUUGGGCUUGCUUAUGAUACUUCUGUAUCUGACAUUAUCAUCACAGGUGACUUCAAUCUAGACAUCCACAAACCCUCAACAUCUUCCAAAAUACAAGACAUAAUGAUACAAUACAACAUGAAGCAAGUAAUCACAGAAUCUACACACUACACAGAACACUCUAAUUCUUUAAUUGACCUUUUUAUACUAUCUCCUACCUGUCCGAUCAAAAUUUCUGGGGUUGGCGAACCCUUUCUUGACCAAAACAUAAGAUUCCACUGUCCUAUCUUCUGCUGUCUGGAUGUUACAAAGCCAAAACCAGCGACGUUUAAACGGAGAGUCUGGAAAUAUGAUCAAGGGGACUACGAAGGUCUACGUCAAGAAGCUUUAAUAUUUGAUUGGCAGUCGCUCUUUGAUCAUGAUAUCGACACAUACACAAAAAAUAUUACAAACCAAAUACUGUCUAUGUCUAACAAAUAUAUUCCAAACAAAAUUGUAACAAUACGACAAUCAGAACCACCAUGGAUACACAACGACAUACGCAAAUAUAUCAGAAAAAGAAAACGCGCAUAUGACAAAGCUAAAAUAUCACAAAACCCUCGACACUGGCAAGCAUACAAACAGCUUAGAAACAAAACAAUUGACAUGCUCAGACAAGCCAAACACCACUUAUCUCUAAAGAUUUCAGAUAAACUAAAACAGCCAGAUCUUAAAACAACAGACUAUUGGAGAAUACUUAAACAAUUCAUUGCACCCACUAAUAAAUCAAGCAUCGAUACAUUACAUGAUAAUGGAAACAUAGUCACAGACAACACAGACAAAGCCAACCUUCUGAACAAUUUCUUUCAAACCCAAACACAACUCAACGAUCAGAAUAAAACACUUCCACCACUACAUGUAAACCCAGAUGAAAAUGUCCUCACUAACAUUCAAAUCACAGAAGACGAAGUAGAGAUUACACUUAAAUCACUUAAUACAGGCAAAGCAUCAGGUCCAGACAACAUAAACAGUAGAAUACUCAAAGAACUCUCCCACGAAAUAGCAAGUCCUUUAUGCUCUCUUUUCAACAGAUCUCUUCACACAGGAAAGUCAGGCUUUGUUCCCAACGACUCAACUUCCAAUCAACUUGUUUCUAUCUACAAUUCUUUCUGUCAAGCCCUAGACGAGGGCAAAGAGGUCAGGGCUGUAUUUUGUGACAUUUCGAAAGCAUUCGACCGAGUUUGGCACCGUGGUCUCCUUCAUAAACUGGAAUCAAAAGGAAUUUCAGGUCAGCUUCUUCUUUGGUUCAAGGACUAUCUAUCUGGUAGAAGGCAGAGGGUCGUUCUUUGUGGUUCCUAUUCUGAAACUGUACUUAUAUCUGCUGGUGUUCCACAAGGUUCCAUCCUUGGUCCUCUUCUUUUUAUUCUCUAUAUCAACGACAUCGUUACGGACAUCGGUUCUACUAUUCGUCUCUUUGCUGAUGACACAAGCCUCUACAUAACUGUUGAUGAUCCUAUACAAUCAGCAAUUACACUCAACGCCGAUCUCAAUACUAUCACAAACUGGGCCGAAAAGUGGCUAGUUGACUUCAAUCCAAACAAAACAACCUCUUUGCUCAUUUCACGAAAACACAACAAACCAUAUCACCCUCCUCUAUCAAUGAAUGGCACAGUUAUAGCAGAAGUAAACACUCACAAGCAUCUAGGGGUCACAUUUUCUCACGAUGGAACUUGGCAUGAGCACAUUGAGACAAUCAAAACAAAAGCAUGGCAACGUAUCAAUAUUAUGCGCACACUCAAAUUUACUCUUGACAGAAAAUCAUUAGAAACUAUCUAUACAUCUUUCAUUCGCCCUCUCCUAGAGUACUCUGACGUCGUUUGGGACAAUCUUUCUCUCCAUGAUCAAUAUGAGUUAGAAAAAAUACAACAUGAGGCGUGUAGAAUUAUCUGUGGGGCAACCAAACUAGUUUCUAUCGAUAAUCUCUAUAGGGAAACCUGCUUUGAAACUCUCAAACAAAGAAGAGAACAACACAAACUCACACUCUUUUAUAAAAUGACAAACAACCUAUCUCCUCCAUAUCUUAAUUCUCUCGUACCUGAUAAUGUGGGCGAUACGACUACAUACAACCUAAGGAACGCCAACAACACAAGGGAUAUCCACUGUCAUACACAACUCUACGCAAAUUCAUUCCUGCCAUCGGUUGUAAAUGCCUGGAAUCAGCUUCCUAUUGAACACCGAAACUGUACUACACUCAACUCUUUCAAAAGCAAACUCAGUGCGAACAAACCCAUGGUUCCCUCUCAUUACUACAUUGGCAAUCAGUAUGAUGUUCGAAGUCGUGAUGAUGAAUGUCGGGACUAUGAUGAUGAAAACAGUGAAAUAUGGACGAUGAAAGUGAACAACCGAAAUUAUGAUGGUAGGAAUACGACACUGUGUUGA
Messenger RNA from Mercenaria mercenaria, 2994 nucleotides. RefSeq lists its product as uncharacterized. The transcript has 3 exons. The coding region runs from base 1 to 2994 and encodes 997 amino acids. NCBI's taxonomy places the organism in Eukaryota, Metazoa, Mollusca, Bivalvia, Venerida, Veneridae. The record is from RefSeq and is a predicted model, not a curated record. Gene Ontology annotation, molecular function: catalytic activity.